Molecule: messenger RNA, 941 nt
Organism: Trifolium pratense (red clover)
Lineage: Eukaryota; Viridiplantae; Streptophyta; Magnoliopsida; Fabales; Fabaceae
Exons: 2
Coding region: 131-805 (224 amino acids)
Source: RefSeq, a predicted model, not a curated record
AAAAUGGCUUUCUGUUGCAUCAUCUUAAUGUUACAACCACUGAACCACUUGCUUACCCUUUUCUAUAUAAACCACUAAUCUUUGUUCACUAAACCACAAACUCAUUCAUUCUCCAAACACAAAUACAAUCAUGAAUGCUCUCUGGUUUUUCUUAGUACUCCUUGCUACAAUGCAUGGAAUACAAGCAGUUGAUUACAGUGUCACCAACAACGCGCUCUCUACUCCAGGUGGAGUACGUUUCCGUGAUCAACUAGGAGCACAAUACGCGACACAAACACUAGAUUCCGCGACACAAUUCAUAUGGAAACUGUUCCAACAGAACACCGCUGCCGAUAGAAAAACCGUGCAGAAGGUGAGUCUUUUCGUAGACGACAUGGAUGGUGUUGCAUAUACAAGCAACAAUGAAAUUCACCUAAGUGCAAGAUAUGUUAAUAGCUAUAGUGGUGAUUUGAAAAAUGAAAUUACUGGAGUUUUGUAUCAUGAAAUGACACAUGUUUGGCAGUGGAAUGGUAAUGGUCAAGCUAAUGGUGGAUUAAUUGAAGGUAUAGCAGAUUAUGUGAGAUUGAAAGCAAAUUAUGCACCUAGUCAUUGGGUGAAAGCAGGGCAAGGAAAUAAAUGGGAUCAAGGUUAUGAUGUUACAGCACGUUUUUUGGAUUAUUGUAAUGGUUUGAGAAAUGGGUUUGUGGCAGAAUUGAAUAAGUUGAUGAGGAAUGGUUAUAGUGAUCAAUACUUUGUUCAGCUUUUGGGGAAAACGGUUGAUCAACUGUGGAAAGAUUAUAAGGCAAAGUAUGGCAAUAUUGCCUAAUUAAGGAUACAUAAAUUAUAGUAGCAGUAGCUUAUGUAUUAAGUUAAGAAUAAGCGACUUUGUCUUUAUGUCGUGUAAGUUUGUAUCAAAAUUUAAAUAUUGAAACUUAUGACUUAAUCUAUGAUCUAUAAGAAAA